ACAAAUUGCCGCGGGUUCAGUGCCGCCACUGGAACCGGGAGAUGCGGCGCAGGAGCUGUCGCUGUGUUGGCUUUUACCUGAAUCUUGUCUCCUGUGGCGGUUCCUGCUGCGGCUUCGGUCAUGUUGUUACCCUCGGACAUAGCGCGGCUGGUACUGGGUUACUUACAACAGGAAAACCUCACUUCUACCUGCCAGACUUUUAUUUUGGAAAGUUCAAAUUUAAAAGAAUAUGCGGAACAUUGUACAGAUGAAGGUUUUAUCCCAGCCUGCUUACUGUCCUUGUUUGGAAAAAACUUGACAACAAUUCUGAAUGAAUAUGUAGCUAUGAAAGCAAAAGAAACAUCAAAUGAUGUCCCAGCAAUUAUGUCAUCUCUAUGGAAGAAGUUAGACCAUACACUUUCUCAGAUCAGGAGCAUGCAAAGUUCCCCAGGGUUUGUUGCUAAUCAGAGAGUCCGAACAAGAAGUGGAAUUGCAGAAAUCAAACGACAGAGAAGGCUUGCGGCUCAAGCAGCUCCCAUGAAUUCAGAGUUGCUGACUUUAGCGUAUCUUUCAGGACAGUGUGCUACUGCUCCUCCCCCUGCCCCACCUCCUCCUCCCCCUCCUCCUCCUCCUCCAGCAGCUGUGCAGGUUAUCCGGCCAGCUGGCCAGAUGGCAGCGCCUUUGAGGUCCAAUUUUCUAGUGGUCAACCAUUCACAGUCACAAGACACAGCUGCCACUGGAGAGGCUUUAAAUAUCAUUCCUACUCCUCAGGAAAAGAAAACGCAGACCACAGUCAUGUCUCCAGCUAGACGCAAAAGUGAAUCUCAGAGGAAAAGUAACACUUUAUCUGGGCCUCAUUCAACGAUAAGGAAUUUCCAGGAUCCAAAUGCAUUUGCAGUAGAAAAACAAAUGGUUAUUGAAAAUGCACGAGAAAAAAUACUAAGUAACAAAUCUCUUCAAGAAAAGCUUGCAGAAAACAUUAAUAAAUUUUUGACGAGCGACAACAAUAUUGCACAAAUGCCCAAGCAAACAGAUAGCAACCCUGCGGAACCGGAGACUUCCAUUGAUGAACUCCUGGGACUCCAGGACCACUCUUUUUUUUGGCAGAGUGAAAUCCAUAUGUCUGAGGAAGCAAUACAGGAUAUCCUGGAACAAACAGAGUCCGAUCCAGCGUUUCAAGCGCUCUUCGACCUCUUUGACUAUGGUAAAUCAAAAAAUAAUAAAAACAUAUCGCAAGGCAUUUCCAGUCAGCAUCUGGAAACCAGUCCCAGUGUAGUCUUAGCAGAUGAAACUAAUCUAGCAGUUAAAGGUUCUUUUGAUACGGAACAAUCUGGUGAUCAGACUGGACCGCCCCCAUUUUGCUCAUCCUACCAAAGCGAAGACCCCUCUGCCACUCUGAAGAGCAGUGGCCACGCGGAGCUUCGCCAGGAAGCCCAGGAGCACUUCCCGCAGGGGGGCUCCAGCGUCCAGAAGAAGGCAUUUAAGACGGUCGGACCUAAUGGACACAAGUGUAACCUUGAUAUUACCUUUGAGUCUGUGCCUCAUUUGAAUGACUUUAACCAAAGAGUAAAUGCGGAUGCUGAAUGUAAUCAGCGCUGUGCCGAAUUCUACGCCCAUCCGCUGCCCACGGACACCGCUGUGGCGAUGGAGGUCGGGAAGAAUGUCUUGCUUUCGGACGCCCCGCGUGAGCCUCCCUCACAGCCUGAUGCGUCCGCUCUGCCAGUGACAUCGUUCGUUUCCCUCGGCGCUGAGACUCACUCUGAAAACUUAAUGCUCUCUGGGAAGAGUUCUCAGCUUUUAUCCCAAAAUAUCCCAUUAACUGGAAAGACAUGUAAAACAAGUCAGUUUUGUGAAAACUCUAACAACACAGCAAGACUUAAAACUCAUCUCCCUGGUUCUAAGUCACCAGACCCUAGAGAAAUGCACCAGAAUAAAACCGAGAUCCACGGCGGCUUGCCCGGUGCGGCACAGCGUGCAGACUGCCAAGACAGCUCCUCACUUCAGAGUAAAAUCCUACCUCUGUCCGCUGAAAGUUCCGGUUUAAAGGUAUCCGAGCAGUUAGACAUUCGUCUUGAAGAUUCAGUGUCUUCAGUUAAACAGCCAUCUGAGGAGUCAUCGGCCCCUGAGUUAAAUCAUACAGAAAAACGUGAAACUCAGCCCUCCAAGUCUGAGAAAGUCGCUGUCCAGUCCCAGGAGCGUUCAUCUUUAAAAGAAGAUGGAGAUAGUAUUUUUCUCACUUUAGGCGACGGUGGUAACUGUGGGGAGGUUGCACUCAUUGCUCCAGAAGGUAAUGCUGUGGAAGGGGAGCAGUCUCUGCCCUCAGAACCUCUGUGUUCUUCAGUGGGAGAUUCUCACCCUGAGUCCCAGAAUACUAGUGACAAACCUGCUGGGGACAAUUCAGCAGACAUAGAUGCAUCAAAUAUCGUCUCUCUCAAAAUUAUCAUUAGUGACGACCCAUUUGUUUCCUCAGAUACGGAACUGAACAGUGCUGUUUCUAGUAUCAGCGGGGAGAACUUGCCGAUGAUCAUCCUGUCCUCUCCUGCCAAGUCUCCUGCCAAAAACGCGGAGCUAGUUAAAUGCUUGUCUUCGGAAGAAACUGCAGGCGCUGUCCCGUCUGCUGAAAGACUAGCGGAUUCCGCGCCAGUGGAGCAGAGCCUUUUGGCUCUCAAGCCUGAGGACUCUGCCGGAAGUAGCGCUCAGAAUGAAGGCAGCGUUGCCUUUUCGUCCAACAUCACACCGUGUGUGUCCAAGGACGGCGGGUACAUACAGCUGAUGCCGGCUACGAGCACGACGUUUGGCAAUUCAAGUAACAUUCUCAUAGCUACCUGUGUCACUGAUCCAACAGCCUUAGGAACAACUGUAAGUCAGUCUAAUGUGGUGGUGUUGCCUGGAAAUUCUGCCCCUGUGACUGCUCCGCUUCCCCUGCCCCAGUUACAGACGCCCCCGAGGUCCAACAGUGUGUUCGCUGUCAACCAGACUGUGUCACCCAGCUUUUCACAAGGAUCUGCCAUCAUAAUUGCUUCUCCUGUCCAACCGGUACUCCAAGGAAUGGUGGGAAUGAUUCCUGUAUCAGUGGUUGGACAGAAUGGAAAUACCUUUUCUGCUCCUCCUCAGCAGCUCCUUCAUAUGCCUUUGGCAGCACCCGUAUGCAGUAGAAGUAUCCCUCAAAUCCCCAUCCCUCCAAAAUCACAGAAGACUCAGGGACUAAAGAACAAGCCUUGUACAGGAAAGCAGGUAAAUAAUUUGGUGGAUUCAUCUAGUCAUUUAGUUGGAUGUCAUGCACAAAGAACUGAAUUGUCUGACAAGAAUAUGGCCACAGAUCUUGGGAAAAAAUUGGAAGAAAUCACAGUUCCCUUCUCAUUAGAGAGCAUAGUUCCAACUAGCAAACCGUUUGAGAGCCACAGACGUGUGCUGUGUUUUGACGGCAUCACUUCUCCUGUGGCAAAUACACAGGGCACGAACCAUAAGGUGGCGUCCCAAAACAAAGAAAGGAAUGACAUUUCAUUACCUAAUCUUGAGUCACCCCUUGUGUCCUCCACCUUAAAACCCCCUUCUAAUAAUGCUCUCAAAAGAGAGAGAGAGAGGCCUCCUUUGCCUAAGAUUUUAUCCAAAUCAGAAACUGCCAAUAGCCGACAUACCGCCAUAAAAGAAACCCAGUUAGAAAAGAAAGGUUCACCGACAGAAAUUGUACUUGAAUCUUUCCAUAAAGCGACAGCUAAUAAGGAGAAUGAAUUAUGCAGUGAUGUCGAAAGGCAGAAAAAUCCAGAAACUUCAAAACUGUCAAAUGGACAGCAAAAUGGGGGUUUACGGAAUGAGAAAACCAUAGCUUCACUGCAAGAACUAACCAAAAAACAAGGCACAUCCUCAAAUAGUAAAAAUGCCAUUUCAGUAGGGGCACCUGUGAAGGAUCCAAAACAAGAACAGACUAAAUGUGCCAGUUCUGUGAUGAACGCCCCGAGCAAACCUACCACAGACGUGCUGCCGGAUGGCCAGUGGCCCAGCCCCGUCGCGAAGCUCCCUGAGAGCUCUGAUGGGCCUGGGCCCCGGACGCCUGGCGCGGGGGCGGGGGACAGACCUAAAGAAGAACCGAGAGAUGGUAUCAAGGUCCCCUCUAGUAGCGCAGCCAAGGUGAUGGUCCCCCCUGUCACCCCAGACCUGCCUGCCUGCAGCCCCGCCAGUGAGACCGGGAGCGAGAACAGCGUCAGCAUGGCCGCGCACACACUCAUGAUUCUCUCCCGAGCGGCCGUCGCCAGGACCGCCUCCACGACGCCCCUCAAAGACAACACCCAGCAGUUCCGAGCUUCCUCCAGGAGCACCGCAAAAAAGCGGAAAAUGGAGGAAUUGGAUGAGCGUGAACGAACCUCUCGGGCUUCCAGUAAAAGUCUUGCAAAUUCAUCACUCCCAAUGAAAAAGAAGAAAAUUAAGAAAAAGAAGCUACCCAGUUCAUUUCCAGCUGGAAUGGAUGUGGACAAAUUUUUGUUAUCAUUGCAUUAUGAUGAGUAAACAUUCUGAACAUAAAAGAACAGUAGCUGUUUAAAACUCGUAUCCCUUAAACUAUGAGUGUAGGGAAUGAGAUACUGACAGAACCUAAAAGCAUGACCUGCACUUUCCUUGUACUGAAAUUUCACUUUAUAUCUGAAUCAUGCUGUUUCUGAAGCAGCUUCCUAGUUUGUAAAUAGAUUUACCUGGGAUAUUUUUUAUUUUGGAAAAAAAAAUUUGCAGAAAUGUAAGUAAAGCCAAUCUGCAAAACUGUAUAGCUCUGACAAUUACGUAUUGUAAAUAUUGUAUAAAUCUUGUUGAAAUAGAGGUUAAAUCAAUCUAGUGUUCUUACAUUGUGUUUUUUUACUUCUUGUGAUCCCUGAGGCGCUUUCGUCUGGAGUAGUUUCUCAUUUUGUGUGGGGGGAAGAAAUGAUGCUUUUCUUUAUAAAAUUGCCUUCAGUGACUGUCGUACAAGACAUUUAAAGACAGCCACAGAGUAGUACAAAGGAGAUAACAACCUCAGUUGGUGGAGCGAUCAGAAAUGAACAGUUUAGGUUUUUCCCAGAGUGAAUAUUACCCUUUCUUAUAAUUGCAGUAAAGAUUAUAUUCCUGAAAUUUUACACUUGAAAGUGUUUCUCCUGGUCAUUCUGGUCUCUUUGUUUUAAAGAGAAUUUUGUAAACCAUUUUUGAGUGUUCUGUUUGCUUAUAACUUUUAAGAUCUUUUACAGAACUUUAAAUGUUUAGACUGUUGAGCCAUACAGAGUUCAUGUAGUAGUUGAGAUGUCUUGGUAUGUGUAUACUUUUUCCCAUAUACUGGGGAUUUGAAGAAUUGCACUAAUUCAUAGAACUUAGUACGUAACAGUGACCAGUGCACAUUUAAUUUAAAUCUUGUAUUCUAUGUUAAAGCUUGUGUGGAGGAUUAUGUUCUGGUAUCCUUUUAGAAAGCCAUGUCCAUCAAAAGAUGUAAAAAGAGAAAUCAUAGUUUUAUAUUUUAAUUUAGUUUCUCCUAAAAUGGGCUGUGUUAAGUAGCUAUAUCUGUACUUAGAUAUAGUGUACUGUCUCUGUGCCCCCUAAGAGGUUGUAAAGAGUUACUCAAAAAGUCCUUAAGGAGAGUGAAAGAGGUGCCUUCUCUGUAUCAGACUCACACACAUCAGUCAAGUUGAAAAACUGGUUAAACCUUUAUAUGAGAACAGAAAUUAUCAUUAAUAUCUGACCGAUUGUGCCUAGAUUAAAGUAUAUUCUUUUAAGUGCUUUCUGUUUGAUUAAUUACCAAUAUAUCAAGGAGUUUUUCUACAGGUGUAUAUGUUAAAGGGUCAUUUCCCUCAGCCUUUUUUUAAUACUGGGCCUUUAAAAAACUUAAAUCCAUCCUGCUCCUAUUUCUCAGUGUGGAAAUCACGUCGUAAUUGCUAAACCUUACUGCAGAAAUAUGUCUUGUUAAAAAUUUCUGUGAUCUGGCGGUGGUCUAUUCCUAAGGAACUACAUAUCAUACACGUAAUGUUUAUUUAACUCAACUUGAUACUGUACUACAGUUAGGUUUGAAUAAAUAUUUUCAUUAACUGCAAAA
Neogale vison (American mink) is the source of this 6022-nucleotide messenger RNA. RefSeq names its product protein NPAT. NCBI's taxonomy places the organism in Eukaryota, Metazoa, Chordata, Mammalia, Carnivora, Mustelidae. Gene Ontology annotation, molecular function: transcription coregulator activity; protein binding. The transcript is spliced from 18 exons. Gene Ontology annotation, cellular component: nucleus. The record is from RefSeq and is a predicted model, not a curated record. Bases 121 to 4482 code for a protein of 1453 amino acids.